AUGACAGAAUACAUUCAGCAGAAGAAAGAAUUAGUUAUAGGACUUUCAUACCACCGCAACGGUCUCUUCUGGUGCUACAAACACAAGAACUGGACUCCUAACAAAUGUUCUCAGUACGACCUGUGUCAGAUGUUCUUCGAUAAGAUCUACUCCAAGUACCUGCUGAAGAAACCUGUCAAGGCCCCUCGUGCUGGUCGUCACGGCUGUCGUAUUCGGCACCAGCAUCUGGGGCGUCACGCUGGGCAGGCAGGUGGCGUGUGGUUUCCGCAGUCGUCCUACCUGUUCCAGUUCCUCUCUCGGGCCCAGACUUUCUACCCAGAAGCAGGCGAGCGCGGCACCGUGUAUCUGGGCGCCCUGAACUACUCCCAAGAACUGCCGAAGAUUGGCUACCUGACGCAGGCCAUGAGGGAGAACGAGUACAUUUCCUUCGUGGAUUCUUGGUAUGAUCUCAUGAUUGACUAUACCAACAAGAGCACCGGUGAAGACAUCACAGGACAGUCACUGAACGGAUUGCUUCCUUAUCAACAGGGCCAUGUCCAGAAAUUCCUGUAUGCCACCAUCCCUAGGCUCUCGCUUCAGCUAUCCCUGGGAGGAGCAUCUAUUUUCAUUUCGACGGUGCCGAGAACCUCUGCCAGCAAAUUCGACUACAGCCACAGAUCCCUUGACGGGCCAUCUGAGCAGAUUCCGGCGAUGGACCAGACGAAGGACUUGGUCAAGAGCGCGAAUUUCUCAGAUUUCGCAGCCCCAAUCGCCAUGAUGUACAGCAGUUGGGAGACGGAUAAAAUCAUCGCAUUUGAACUUGUCCGAAACCUUUCUCUGGCGCUGGUGGCCGUGUUCGUCAUGACGCUCAUCCUCAUAGCCAACAUAGUGUCUUCAAUCUAUGUUCUCUUGUGUGUUUUGCUUACCCUCGUCGAUGUCAUGGCCCUGAUGACCUGGUGGACCUGACUAUUGACACCGUGUCUUGCAUCAACCUGGUUCUCUGCAUUGGCCUCUGUGUUGACUACUCGGUGCACAUAGCACUGCACUUCAU
Messenger RNA from Penaeus vannamei (Pacific white shrimp), 1030 nucleotides. NCBI's taxonomy places the organism in Eukaryota, Metazoa, Arthropoda, Malacostraca, Decapoda, Penaeidae. The record is from RefSeq and is a predicted model, not a curated record.